Messenger RNA from Olea europaea var. sylvestris, 1678 nucleotides. RefSeq names its product myb family transcription factor PHL7-like. The transcript has 8 exons. The record is from RefSeq and is a predicted model, not a curated record. Bases 435 to 1442 code for a protein of 335 amino acids. Gene Ontology annotation, molecular function: DNA-binding transcription factor activity; DNA binding. Lineage: Eukaryota; Viridiplantae; Streptophyta; Magnoliopsida; Lamiales; Oleaceae.
CCACACACUGAAUCAGAGAUAACCAUGCGUACUCCCAAAUGAUCAAAUGAACAAAAUACAAUUGCAUUUAUUUCAGCUCAACACUCCAUUUAUACUAUAAAAUAAAACUAUAAACAAAAACAAGCAUCAGCAAUUUUCAUUUUCGCUUUCAGCCUCUUUUCUUCGGAAACCCUUCGUCUACACUUGUAUAUCAAACUCAUUUAAUUUAAUAUCUAGUUUUUAAUUUGGGGGGGUUUGUUUAGCUUUGGGAAAGAAGUUAUAAUUUUUAGUUAGCUUGGGUUGGAUUGUUAUUGUUUAAAGCAAGCUCAAGGAUUUGGAGGAUUGCGGCUGGAAUUUCAUAGAUCUGGUGAAACCUGGCUAUUCUGCUGCUGAUCUUAUAAAAGUUGAACAUUGAUUUCACUGCCAUCUCGCUUGUAUGCCAAGAUUAAUGAAAUAUGUAUCAACCAAAGGGCGUUCCUACCUCAAGCUUAGUUCAUAACAAUCCAUUAGUUCACAGUCAGCCAUUAGACUGUGGUGCCAGCUCAAUGGAUCCCAUCAGCUCAGGCAACAAUGCCAACAACAAUCUUAAUCUGGCCUCUAAGCAGCGGCUUCGUUGGACACAUGAGCUUCAUGAACGGUUUGUCGAUGCCGUAGCACAACUUGGUGGACCAGAUCGUGCUACACCAAAAGGUGUUCUCCGAGUUAUGGGGGUUCAGGGGCUAACAAUUUAUCAUGUCAAAAGCCAUUUACAGAAAUAUCGACUUGCCAAGUAUCUUCCAGAUUCAUCAUCUGAUGGGGGAAAAGCUGAAAAGAAGGAAUCUGGAGAUAUGCCUUCCAGUUUGGACGAUUCAUCCGGAAUGCAAAUCAAUGAAGCACUUAAGCUGCAAAUGGAGGUCCAAAAGCGUUUGCAUGAACAACUGGAGGUUCAAAGACAGCUACAGUUACGUAUAGAAGCCCAAGGGAGGUAUUUAAAGAAGAUAAUUGAAGAACAAAAACGAGUAAGUGGAGCUCUUUCGGAAGUGCCCGGUUCUGGGGUCACAGCUCCUGUAGCAGAGGACACUUGCCCAGAAUCAGAUAGCAAAGUUCAUCCAGCAACCCCUGCUCCAACAUCCGAGCCUCCCCAUCUGGACAGGCCUCCCAAAGAACGUGCAAAAGCCAAGAGUCUUUCUCUAGACGAAUCUUUCUCAUCCCAUCAGGAGCCUCUGACCCCUGAUUCCGGUUGUCAUGUGAACUCAUCAAUUGAUAGCCUUCGCGAUAAACCUGGAAAAAAGCAAAGAAUGAGUACAGAUGCAGCAUUCAGUAAACAAGAGAUGGUGCGUCCCCAUUUGAUAAUGGAGUCGAGCUUGAGUCCAUGUUACCAGCAGCCACAUUCAGUUUUCCUGACCGGAGAGCAGUUUGAUCGUUCAUCAGGAAUGUCAGUCGCCAAUGAACUGCUGGGAAAAGUUUCGGGUGGCAAUAUAUGAUCCAUAGCAGUCCAGUGGCAUUUCUGGGCUAUAUAGAGUUUCUGAAAUUCGCUUCUUUCCCAUAGAUCAGAAGUGUACCAGUGUCUAGAUAUGAGAAUAUUGUGGGUAUUUCUGGAUUUGCUCGAACUCUCCAUUUGUAACUGUGAGGACUAAGUUGCUAUAUAGUGAUUUCGACACUAAAAAUCUGGUAGUUUGAUGCAUUUGGUUGGGAUUGUCAUUGGAAAUUUUAUGCCUCA